ACUAGCUCCUGGACUAUCACUAGGUCUACUUAAUAAACAGAUCAGAUAUAGAAAUACCAACAGUCUACAGAAGGAAUAUAAUCAAAUGUAGCCUAAUAGAGUUUUAUCAAUCAAUGCAUCAAUCAAAUGUAUUAACAAAGCCUUUUUUUCAUAUUUGUCACAAAAUGCUUUGCCACAAAGUGCUUUACGGAUAACUUUAUUAUAGGCUAAUAGCUAUAAGGUUUGCACUAUCAACUUUUUUUUUUUUUUAGCACUGAAUGUAUUAAUAAAUAAAUAAACGUUUUGAUUUUCCCUCCCAGAUGUAUAACUUCCUAUAUCAUCCCGGGACAGUGUGGUGGGGUUGGAGGUCAGAAACUGAGACCGACUCGGUUUCUCUACGGUGCUGCUGCAUCCCGGGACAAUGUGACCGUGCACGGAUCACCUUCAUUAGCUAGUUGGAAACCGUUACGAAGUGGGUCGGUCGACGUGCAUGGUUGAGCAUUUCAAGAGAAGUGCCCAGAUAGCGUCGCCUCCUGCAGCGUUAGCUACCCAUCUACACGGCUGCAGCUUGCCACAGCAGCGGGAGUCCCUACACCGCAACAGCAACUGUCGCCUACCUCUCCCCGGCAGCUCCAUCGAGCCAUGCGACAGUGGUGCCUCCCGGCUGCGGCACCGCGAACCGAACCUCUGCCCACAGGGCGCCUCUCACCCCCGCUAUCAGAUGUCAGGAUGGAGUGUUGUGAGGUGGAGCCACGCUACACCAUCGAGCAGAUCGACCUCCUCCAGCGCCUCCGUCUCUCAGGGAUGACCAAGCCACAGAUCGUCCAGGCCUUGGGAUCCCUAGAGCGACUAGACCCCGACUACUGCAAUGACACCCACACAGCCAACCCCACAACCAACGCCACCCCUACCACAGCCUCCGCCCCGGCCCCCUCCUCCUCCUCUUCCUCCUCUUCCUCUUCCUCCCUCUCCCUGGCCUCUGCCACCACGCAGACACCCGGGAUGGAUGGCGCCUCCCUGUCGCCUAGCAACAGCUACGAGGCCUCGCCCCCGCCGCUUUACCCCCCGGGGGUCGGAGUUCAGAGGUCAUUCAGCUAUGACAUCAUGGCGGAGGAGGACUGGGACCUUGAGGAGAAGGUGGAGGAGUACAUGAGGAGGGACAGUAACCUGGUGAAGGAGGAAAUCAAAACCUUCCUCAACAACCGCAGGAUCUCCCAGGCCAUCGUGGGACAGGUCACAGGUAUCAGUCAGAGUUAUAUCUCCCAGUGGUUGCUGCAGCAGGGCUUGGAGAUGAGCGACUCCAAACGCAGAUCUUUCUACCGCUGGUACCUGCUGGAGAGGAACAACCCAGGUAACAACCACGGGCUGAGGUGGAGUGAAAGCCAGCACGGCCCGGCGGGUCUGGGGCUCGGUGGUCUCGGUCAGGGGUUGGGCCAAAACCCGGGCUCUGGACCCAGGGCAGCCAGGGGAGGGGACAGAGACGUCAUGGUGACGGGCAACGCCGCUACGUGCACCACGGCCACUUCAGCCGUGACCGCCUCCACCACCUGGGGCAGACAGAGAGAGCUGCUGAUGCACCUGCUGCCAUGGUACACUGCAGCCGCUGCCGCACAGCCAGGUGCUACCCUGUCGAUGCGCUCCCUGGUGAAGGAGGAGCCUGAUUGGAGGAUGGGGGUCAGUCCCGGGGAGAGGGGCGGGGUGGUGGGCGGUCCUCUUAGGCUGCGGAGGGGAAGCAGAUUCACCUGGAGGAAGGAGUGCCAGUCAAUCAUGGAGAGUUUCUUCAUGGAGAACCAGUACCCUGACGAGGCAAAGAGAGAGGAGAUCGCUAAUGCCUGCAACUCCGUCAUCCAGAAACCUGGAUGCAAGCUGUCUGAGUUUGAGCGUGUCACGGCUCUGAAGGUGUACAACUGGUUCGCCAACCGCCGGAAAGAGAUGAAGAGGCGGGCUAAUAUAGAGGCGGCCAUCUUGGAGAGUCAUGGUAUCGAGGUUCCCAGCCCGAGCUGUCACUCCAACGGGGAGGAGCUGGAGCCACAUGACUACGCAGAGCAAGUGAAUCAACGAUUCUUAGAGCGGGAAGAGAUUUCAUCCAGGAAGGACCUUGAUCCACAAGACCCCUCCUCAUUGGCUGCCGUCAAUGUCCUUCCCCCUCCUAGCCCCGCCCCUCAGGUCCUAGAACACAAAGCUGACGAAUCGAAAAGGGAGACUGUGGAUGAGGAGUGACCUAUGGGAGAUGUGGAUUUUUACAUAUAUAAUGGGAUAUAAAAAUGAAAAAUGACUGCUCUGAGUGUGUGGCCCCCUGGAGGUCUUCAUGGGCUAUGACUGCUCUGUGUCCCCCUUGGAGGUCUUCAGGGGCUAUGACAGUGAGUUAAUAGUGGAAAAGGGUGCUACAGCUCGCUCUGGUGCCUCUAGUGGUAGGGAGGCCACUAUGUAUACAGUAAUCAUGCUUUAUAGUGAUGGCAAUAUUUAUCUCUAUCUCUCUGUAUGUAUUCCAAGACGGUCUUAAACGAAAGACAACUCCUUAGAAGGAAGAGGGUUGUACCGGUAAGCGGAUAUAUCGCCCCUUCUAUAAGCUAAAAGCCUUUCUUUAAAAAAUGUAUUUGCAACUUUUCUUUUUAAAGGUAUUGACAAGUGGUUGUGUAAAUGGACUGGAGAGUGGAGUGAGUAAGGAAUGUUUUGAACCUGCAGGUCAGGUGUGUUUGAUAAGGUGACAGGUGUGUUUGGCUGAAGUGAGCGAGGUGAGUUUGGUUGAUCUUUGGUGUGAUGAUAGUGUUUCCAUAAUAUCAACAUGAGGAUGCCUUCUCUGCUAGCUUGAAUGUCUUGACCCUAUCUUAGUAACCUUGUUAGACUUUGGGCUCAAUCAAUCGAUCGGACAAGUGAUCAAUCAAGUAGUCUGGUCAGAAGAGUCCAACCCUGAGGGACAAACGGAAUCUCAGGUAAACCCAAAGAUGGUGGAUGAAGAUGAUGAAUCGUCCAAUGGAAUGUUUCAUAUCAUACAAUACUGUUGACUGUUUUCUGCCAAAACAUGGACACCCAGUGAGCAAAAUGUGUUGAAAUGAUGUCUUUUCAACUAGUUUUCCUCACUGCGUCUACUAUGUAUUAUGUCUGUCUAUUGUUAAUGUCAGCAAGCCGAGCUAGCCCAUGGUUCCCCUUCUAUAUGCUUCCUCAUGCUCCUAUUUUGUCAGUGAAUGUCCAUUAAUCAAAGGAACAUUAUGUAUUAAUAACUAAUAGUAAUUAGUUAAUGAUGUCCCCCUUCUCUUAUCAACAUACAUUAACCAUUUCAAGUCCACUGUCCUCUGAAACCCAAAUAAGCUAGUCUGUAGUCUUAAAGGUUUGAGUUCUACAAAUGUUCUAGGUAACAUCAAAUGUGUUGUUAAUCAUGACUUGUAAUGUCUAUGUGUGCCGUAAGCACCUCUCCUCAUUCUAGAAUAAGCUAAUCUUCAUAUAUGGUAUCUGUGUAUGACCGAAAGCUGCACUUCCUGGUGAUUCCUUUACUCCAUAUAUUUCCAAGAAGAGGAAAGAACACACACACACAACUAUGUUAAUGUAUUUGCGCGUUCAUUUUGUGUCAACUCUUUGCUCCUGGUCAAAACCUUGGGUUUCUGGGAUGAAACUAAAUGACAUUUAUGCAUAUGUAACAAAAUUC
Molecule: messenger RNA, 3622 nt
Organism: Coregonus clupeaformis (lake whitefish)
Lineage: Eukaryota; Metazoa; Chordata; Actinopteri; Salmoniformes; Salmonidae
Product: homeobox-containing protein 1
Exons: 11
Coding region: 622-2199 (525 amino acids)
Biological process (GO): positive regulation of DNA-templated transcription
Cellular component (GO): nucleus
Molecular function (GO): double-stranded telomeric DNA binding
Source: RefSeq, a predicted model, not a curated record